UUCAGCUAUUCCCCUGCACAUACAACAAGACAAAUGCAAACCUGGGGAAAAUAAGAGAGGAGAGAGAAGAAAAAGACUGUUUUGUGACUCAGUCCCACUUUUGUCUACCUCUUAACUUCUCUCUCUCCAAUGGCUUCUCUUCAUUGUAGUUCCCUAUUUUUCUAACAAUUUUGCAGCAAUGGAAGCAGAAAAUGAUGAUUACCAUAAGAAAGAAAGGGCCACUGCAGUCACAAUACUGGUCUUUGCUUCUCUAGCCAUUGCUUCUUUGUUUAUUGCAUUUAGCUACUAUUGCUAUAUCCGUAACAAACUCGCCAAGCGUCUCAACAACCCUUCUUAUACAGAGAAAGCUUUUGAGGAAAAGGGCAAUAGUUUUGCUAAUCUGAAAGUCACUGCGGAGAAGGGACUUCAAGUUUUCACCUUCAAGCAGCUGCAUUCAGCCACAGGUGGAUUUGGAAAAUCCAAUGUGAUUGGACAUGGUGCUUUCGGGUCAGUGUACAGAGGAGUGCUUCAAGAUGGGAGGAAGGUUGCAGUUAAGCUGAUGGACCAGGCUGGAAAGCAAGGGGAAGACGAAUUCAAGGUGGAGGUCGAGUUGCUAUGUCGCUUGCGCUCACCGUAUUUGCUGCCGUUGAUUGGCUAUUGUUCAGAAAGCAGCCAUAAAUUGCUCGUUUAUGAGUUCAUGGCAAAUGGUGGUUUGCAGGAGCACUUGUAUCCAAUCAAUGGUUCCAAUAAUUUUUGUCCAAAGUUGGACUGGAAGACCCGGUUGACAAUAGCUCUGGAGGCUGCUAAAGGUUUGGAAUAUCUCCAUGAGCAUGUCAAUCCCCCAAUUAUACACCGAGAUCUCAAAAGCAGCAAUAUUCUUUUGGACAAAAAUUUCCACGCCAAAGUUUCCGAUUUUGGAUUGGCCAAGCUUGGAUCUGAUAAAGCUGGCGGGCAUGUCUCUACCCGAGUUUUGGGAACGCAGGGAUAUGUUGCUCCAGAAUAUGCAUUAACAGGGCACUUGACCACCAAAUCAGAUGUUUACAGUUAUGGUGUUGUCCUCCUAGAGUUAUUGACCGGUAGAGUUCCAGUUGAUAUGAAGAGACCUCCUGGUGAAGGUGUUCUUGUUUCUUGGGCUUUGCCCCGUCUCACUGAUAGGGAAAAAGUUGUAGAGAUUAUGGAUCCAGCACUGGAGGGGCAGUAUUCAAUGAAAGAAGUUAUUCAGGUUGCUGCUAUUGCUGCAAUGUGUGUACAACCGGAGGCUGAUUAUAGGCCACUAAUGGCCGAUGUUGUGCAGUCGUUGGUUCCACUUGUGAAACAACAGCGACCAAUGGCUAAGGAUAGUAGCUGCUCUAGCUUCCAUGCUACACCAUCUCCCAAGGCUUAGACUUUUUUCAAGCAAGACGAGCAUAUCGUGAUCCUUGGUUCUGUGGCCAAAUCUUGAUCCUUAGUUGUACACCAACUUUUAUAACUAAUGGUCGCUUAGUUUGUUUAUGGACUAUGUAGCUUAUGGAUAUUUUUUUUUGAGUAACUUUAAUCUAACAACGUUUGAUGGAGCGAGCCAGUUGUAGUCAUUUCUCACAGUAAAUCAGGGAGAAGAACUAUCAGUAGUAUAUCAGAGAACUUGUUUCUGUUUAAUAUCUUAGAGAGCUCAUCAAAUGUUGGGAUGUAUCUUUCCUAUAUAGAGGUGUAAUCUUUGCCUGGGGA
Messenger RNA from Nicotiana attenuata, 1683 nucleotides. RefSeq names its product serine/threonine-protein kinase CDL1. The record is from RefSeq and is a predicted model, not a curated record. Gene Ontology annotation, biological process: protein phosphorylation. Gene Ontology annotation, molecular function: protein kinase activity; ATP binding. NCBI's taxonomy places the organism in Eukaryota, Viridiplantae, Streptophyta, Magnoliopsida, Solanales, Solanaceae. The transcript is spliced from 6 exons. Bases 179 to 1363 code for a protein of 394 amino acids.